CAAUGAAUUCGCCUCAAUAACGCAAAGCUGUAUAAGUCACCAUGUAUGUUCGCAUAAAUCCCGAUCUGAUUCGGACUCAUUAUAUCAUUAAAUGGUCUUUGACGAACUAUUACCCGUAUCACGAAACACAUUUAUACCUCUUCGCGUCCGUCUUUCUUCUCAGAUAACCUGAUCACCUCUUAAACUCAUAAACCCAUCUCAUCAGCACAAAUACCUUGAGUGAAAUGCCCCUCGUUUGGCUUAUAACUGGAACAUCCUCCGGCUUCGGCCACGAAUUUGUAACCCAGCUGCUAUCCCGCGGCGAUAAGGUUAUCGCCACAGCGCGGAUUCUGUCUAGAAUCUCUGACCUGAAGCAGCUGGGACCUGAUGUGGUGACCUUAGAGCUGGACGUUACAGCGUCGCAGCGAGAGUUGAAUGACAAGGCUGCGGAGGCGAUUCAGGUCUUUGGCAAAGUCGAUGUGCUCGUCAAUAACGCGGGAUUUGUUAAGUUUGGGUUCUUAGAGGAUCUGAGUGAAGAUGAUUAUAUAAAGCAAUUCAAAACAAACGUCUUCGGCCCCAUCAACGUAGCCCGGGCAUUUCUGCCUCACUUUCGGUCCCAGAGGAGCGGAACUAUCGUGAAUAUCGGAUCGAUGUCCGCGUGGGAGACGUAUCCCGGAGUGGGGCCUUACUCUGCCUCUAAGGCAGCUUUGCGUUAUGCCACCGAGGCCUUGUCGCAAGAACUUGGUCCAACCGGGAUAAAAACCCUCCUUGUCGAACCAGGCCAGUUUCGCACUGAGCUCUUGGGUCCAUCGAACAGUGUGUUUGUUGAGACGAAGAUCCCCGAGUAUCAAGACGCAGCGAAUGCGUCGUUCGGGGCGUUUCGGAGUGCCCAUAGUAGACAGAGGGGGGAUCCGGUGAAGGGGGUGGCAAGGAUUAUUGAUGUGGUGAAAGGGGAGGGAGAAGCUGCUGGAAGAGAAUGGCCAGGGGAGUUGGUCCUAGGACAGGAUGCAAUUAGGGUUAUCAAAAAGAAGUGUGACGGGAUGUUGAGAUUGUUGAGUGAUUGGGAAGGCUUUUCUAGUUCUACUGAUGUCUGACCCUUGAGAAAAAAGAGCGUGAGGUACACGGUAGCUGGAUAUAGUCUGGUUAUAUAAUGUAUUCUGUUCAGU
Aspergillus nidulans FGSC A4 is the source of this 1145-nucleotide messenger RNA. RefSeq names its product SDR family oxidoreductase. The coding region runs from base 225 to 1073 and encodes 282 amino acids. The transcript is spliced from 3 exons. NCBI's taxonomy places the organism in Eukaryota, Fungi, Ascomycota, Eurotiomycetes, Eurotiales, Aspergillaceae. The record is from RefSeq and is a predicted model, not a curated record.